Messenger RNA from Quercus lobata, 2295 nucleotides. RefSeq names its product probable mediator of RNA polymerase II transcription subunit 37c. NCBI's taxonomy places the organism in Eukaryota, Viridiplantae, Streptophyta, Magnoliopsida, Fagales, Fagaceae. Bases 138 to 2087 code for a protein of 649 amino acids. The transcript is spliced from 2 exons. The record is from RefSeq and is a predicted model, not a curated record. Gene Ontology annotation, molecular function: ATP-dependent protein folding chaperone; ATP binding.
AGUUCCAUCCCAUAAACUCUGCAAAUUCUAUCACAGCUCUCUGAUUUUUCUCCGUUUCUUUCAGAAAGCGCUCUUUUUUUUUAAGCCGUAGAAAUUUUUUUUCAGAUUGUUGAAUCUUGACCGUACAAAAAAAAAAAAUGUCUGGUAAAGGAGAGGGACCCGCCAUCGGAAUCGAUCUCGGCACGACCUACUCGUGCGUCGGAGUUUGGCAGCACGACCGUGUCGAGAUCAUAGCUAACGACCAAGGGAACCGAACGACGCCGUCUUAUGUCGCUUUCACCGAUACGGAGCGUUUGAUCGGUGACGCUGCUAAGAACCAGGUCGCCAUGAACCCCACCAACACCGUCUUCGAUGCUAAGCGUCUGAUUGGUAGGAGAUACAGCGAUGCGUCGGUCCAGAAUGACAUGAAGCUUUGGCCUUUCAAGAUCAUUGCUGGGCCUGGUGAUAAACCCAUGAUUGUGGUCAACUACAAAGCUGAGGAGAAGCAGUUUUCUGCUGAGGAAAUCUCUUCCAUGGUCCUCAUUAAGAUGCGCGAGAUUGCCGAGGCCUACCUUGGUGCCACGAUAAAGAAUGCUGUUGUGACUGUACCGGCUUACUUCAACGACUCUCAGCGCCAGGCCACAAAGGAUGCCGGAGUCAUUGCCGGUCUCAAUGUGAUGCGUAUCAUCAAUGAGCCCACUGCUGCAGCCAUUGCUUAUGGUCUUGACAAGAAGGCGACCAGCGUCGGCGAGAAGAAUGUUUUGAUUUUCGAUCUUGGUGGUGGUACUUUUGAUGUCUCUCUUCUUACCAUUGAAGAGGGUAUCUUUGAAGUGAAGUCAACAGCUGGUGACACUCACCUUGGAGGUGAGGAUUUUGAUAAUAGAAUGGUGAAUCAUUUUGUUCAGGAAUUUAAGAGGAAGAACAAGAAGGACAUUAGUGGAAGCCCCAGAGCUCUUAGGAGAUUGAGGACUGCUUGUGAAAGGGCAAAGAGGACUCUUUCAUCGACUGCUCAGACCACCAUUGAGAUUGAUUCUUUGUAUGAGGGUAUUGAUUUCUAUUCGACAAUUACUCGUGCUAGGUUUGAGGAACUCAACAUGGAUCUCUUUAGGAAGUGCAUGGAACCAGUUGAGAAGUGUUUGAGGGAUGCUAAGAUGGACAAGAGCACCGUACAUGAUGUUGUCCUUGUUGGGGGUUCCACUAGAAUUCCCAAGGUUCAGCAGCUAUUGCAGGACUUCUUCAAUGGGAAGGAACUUUGCAAGAGCAUUAACCCCGACGAGGCUGUUGCCUAUGGUGCCGCUGUUCAGGCCGCCAUCUUGAGCGGUGAGGGCAACGAGAAAGUGCAGGAUCUCCUGCUCUUGGAUGUUACUCCUCUGUCCCUUGGUUUGGAAACUGCUGGAGGUGUUAUGACUGUAUUGAUUCCAAGGAAUACCACAAUUCCCACCAAGAAGGAGCAGGUGUUCUCGACCUACUCAGACAACCAACCAGGUGUCUUAAUCCAGGUCUACGAAGGUGAGAGAGCAAGAACCAAGGACAACAACUUGCUCGGAAAAUUCGAGCUCUCUGGCAUUCCUCCAGCACCCAGGGGUGUUCCUCAGAUUACCGUCUGCUUUGAUAUCGAUGCUAAUGGUAUCUUGAAUGUCUCCGCUGAGGACAAGACCACAGGCCAGAAGAACAAGAUCACAAUCACAAAUGACAAGGGAAGGUUGUCCAAGGAAGAAAUUGAAAAGAUGGUUCAGGAGGCUGAGAAGUACAAGUCAGAGGACGAGGAGCACAAGAAGAAGGUUGAAGCCAAGAAUGCAUUGGAGAACUAUGCCUACAACAUGAGGAACACCAUCAAGGACGAGAAGAUUGGUUCCAAGCUUUCACCUGAGGACAAGAAGAAGAUUGAGGACGCCAUUGAUCAGGCAAUCCAGUGGUUGGACGGUAACCAGCUUGCAGAGGCUGACGAGUUCGAGGACAAGAUGAAGGAGCUCGAAAGCUUAUGCAACCCUAUCAUUGCCAAGAUGUACCAGGGUGCUGGCCCUGACAUGGGUGGUGGCGGCAUGGACGAGGAUGCUCCUCCUGCUGGUGCCAGUGGUGCUGGUCCUAAGAUCGAAGAAGUUGAUUAAGUCAAUGAUUAAUUAGGCCUCCACGCUUAAGUUUUUAUUUAUUUUGGGUUGUUUCAUAAGCUUUUUCUAUUGGGAUAUUUUGGCUGAUGCCAUCAUCUUUUGAUGGACUUGGUUUUUGGAUACUUCCACACAUCGGAAGUAGUUUUGAGUAAAUUAUAUACUAUUCGGUUCCUUAUUAAAAGCAAUAUAGUUUUCGUUAUUACAAUAA